Messenger RNA from Adelges cooleyi (spruce gall adelgid), 3512 nucleotides. It is a transcript of the gene LeuRS-m, whose product is annotated as leucine--tRNA ligase, mitochondrial. NCBI's taxonomy places the organism in Eukaryota, Metazoa, Arthropoda, Insecta, Hemiptera, Adelgidae. The record is from RefSeq and is a predicted model, not a curated record. The transcript has 10 exons. Gene Ontology annotation, cellular component: mitochondrion. Gene Ontology annotation, biological process: mitochondrial translation; leucyl-tRNA aminoacylation. The coding region runs from base 261 to 2882 and encodes 873 amino acids. Gene Ontology annotation, molecular function: aminoacyl-tRNA deacylase activity; ATP binding; leucine-tRNA ligase activity.
UGAUAAUGAAAUGUUAAUGAAAAAGGUUUUUUAAUUUUUACUGUUAAAACUUAAUGUUGCGAUGGCGUAAGAUUUACGAAUUACGAUGCUUAUAAAUAACUUGAGAAUACACUUAAAUCUAAUAACUUAAAUUUAAAGCAACACUGAAUUAUCAGUGAAUUGUUUUUAGUUUUAUUAAGUGUCUAUAGAAGGUACAUAAAAUAUAACCUAAUACAUUUUCAAGUCGAUAUUAAUCGAGUAUUUAAUAUUUAAUAUAUCAAAUGAUUGCGAGGGCAUUCCUCAAGACGUGUGCGACUGUAAGAGUGUUUAGAAAAUGUACCCCUUCGAACUAUAGGUUCCUUAGCACUGAUAUUUGGAAUGAAGAUCUAACUUUAGAUGUAAAACUCAAAAUUGAAAAACAUUGGAAAGAAAAACUGUGUAAAGGUACUUUUGACUCGAAAAAUGUCGACGACAAAUUUUAUGUACUUUCCAUGUUUCCUUACCCAUCUGGUCGACUUCACAUGGGCCAUGUUCGUGUUUAUGUUAUUUCCGAUUCAAUAGCUAGGUUUCAUCGUAUGAAUGGACAAAAUGUAUUUCAGCCAAUGGGAUGGGAUGCAUUUGGUCUUCCAGCUGAAAAUGCAGCCAUGUUACAUGGUGUACCUGCUGAUCAAUGGACUGUUUCAAAUAUUGAACACAUGAAACAGCAACUAUUACAACUAGGAUGCAGUUUUGAUUGGUCUCACGAAAUAAGUACAUGUGACCCAAUGUACUAUAAAUGGACUCAAUGGUUAUUUAUUAAAAUGUUUGAAUCGGGUCUUCUUUAUUCUAAAGAAGCUGAAGUAAAUUGGGAUCCGGUAGAUGAAACGGUGUUGGCAAAUGAACAAAUAGAUGAAAAUGGAUGUUCAUGGAGAUCUGGUGCAGCCGCAGAGAAAAAAACCUUAAAACAAUGGUUCAUUAGAACUACAAAAUUUUCCAAUGAUAUGUAUAAGGGAUUAAAUGACCCUUCAUUAAAAGGCUGGCGUGAUAUAAUUAAUCUUCAAAAACAUUGGAUUGGAGAAUGCAAUGGUUAUGCAUUUGAUUUUGAUCUGUACACUGAUAACGAAUAUCGAACGGUACUUAACAUUUGGACUCCAUACCCAGAACACAUUCCUUUAUCUACGUUUAUUUGUAUUAAACCCAAUUCGUUUGUUCAUAAACAUUACGUAAUGAAAUCUAAUAAUGUCUUAAUAAAAAAUGUAAUAACUGGCAAAAAGCUACCGAUUUUGAUCACCGACUGUGUUGAAUAUCCUGAUGGCCAAGAUGUCCGUUUAGCUGUUCCGCAAGUAUAUGAUGUUGAUAAAGAAUUAGCUAAAAAGCACUGUUUAUCUGAUGGCCACGAAAAUAGUAAAUUAACUAAAGAAGAUGUUUGUAAAAUAGCAAAAGAGUUAAACAUUGGAGGUUACGCCGUGAGUUCAAAAUUACAAGAUUGGUUGAUAUCUAGACAAAGAUAUUGGGGUACACCUAUUCCAAUUAUCCAUUGUAAUAAAUGUGGAAAUCAAACUGUGCCAAUAAAUCAGUUACCAGUCACGUUGCCUAUGUUGAAUGUACCAGGCGAUAGAAAGUUUAAAUCAUUAGAAAUGGCAGCUGACUGGAUUAAGACUAGUUGUCCAAAAUGUGGCAGUGAAGCGAGAAGAGAAACUGACACAAUGGAUACUUUUGUAGACUCUAGUUGGUAUUACUUAAGGUACCUCGAUCCAAAAAAUGAGAAUUUAAUUUUCAAUGAGUCUUUGGCUCACAAAAUGAUGCCAAUUGAUAUUUACGUUGGCGGCAAAGAACAUGCCGUGUUGCAUUUGUACUAUGCAAGAUUUUUCAAUUAUUUUCUGCAUUCUAUUGGCCUUGUGCCUGAACCAGAACCAUUUAAAAAUUUGUUAGUUCAAGGAAUGGUAAUGGGACAGAGUUUCAAAGAUAAGAUUAGUGGUUUGUACUUAAAACAAGACCAAGUCGUAAAAAAAGGCAAAAGGUAUUUCACUAUAAACGGUGACCAUCCGGUGACUACAGUUUGGGAAAAGAUGAGCAAAUCUAAACAUAAUGGAGUGGAACCGUCGAGCACUUUAGACGAAUAUGGUGUAGAUACUAUGCGGCUUUUGAUCCUAUCGAGCGUGGCUCCUACUUCGAAUAGAAAUUGGAACUCGGACACUUUUCCUGGUAUUUUAAAUUGGCAACAAAAACUAUGGUCAAUCAUACAACAGUUUCGACACAUAAGGACUAGUAGUCUUCAACAAGAUUCUAUUGAUUUUUCAAAAUUCCAUGACGAACAAAUGAAACUAUGUGAGGCACGUAAUUAUUAUGUUAAAAAAACAUCAAAAAAUUAUAGAACAUCGUAUCAACUAAGUGUCGCUAUUUCAUAUUUACAAGGACUAUCAAAUGUCCUAAAGAAGUCUCCCAAAGAAAUGGUCAAGUAUAGUGGUGAAUAUGAACGUCUAUUAGCUGUACAGAUAAUAAUGUUAGCUCCGUUGGCACCUCACUUUGCGUCAGCUUUGUGGAGUGGUUUUAUAACUGCACCAGGCCGUAUAAACUCAAACUGGGAACAAAUCAAAUGGGAUGAAGACGUGGUCAAUCAAAGUUGGCCCCAGGUGGAUGAUAAUUUUGAACUCAAAUUUUAUUGUCUGGUUAAUAAUGCUGUUAAAUGUGUAUUAAAAAUUCCUAAAAAAGAAGCGGUAUUGUUAACUAAAGAAGAUGCACUGAAAAGAGCAUUACAACAAGAUAUUAUUCAGGAGUAUACUUCAUCGUGGAAUAUAAUUAAUACAACAUUGCAAUUGUAUGAAGACGAUGAUGUUUAUUUUUAUAUAAAAACUGAUAGAAAAUUCACGCCAAAAAAGAAAUCUGACAUUGAAAUUAAAAAAGAGCAUACAAAAUGUAACUAGUGUAUGAUUCUAUAAUCAUUUAUUUAAUUUUAAUUAUAUGUUUUGAAAUUGUUAUUAUAUCAGAUUUUUACUCUUGCAGUCAUAAUAUUAGACAAUUUUUGCCGCUUUUAUAAAUACUUAAUUGUUGAACAUUAAAAUUGCUUUUUGUUCAAUGGAACCUAUGUAUGCUAUUAUAAUUUUGUGAGAGACAAAACAAUUGUUUUAACAAUUUACUAUAAUCUUUCCAUUCGAGAUUCAUAAUCAUCUUUUUGUUUUAUUUACAUAGUUUUGUAAUUGUUUGUUUCUCCUGUUAAAACCCUAUUAAAAAUAUACAUAAUAUGUCCCCUUUUAUAAAAUCAACUUGUAUUCUAUUCGUUUUGGAAUCUCAACAGAUAGUUCUGAGUAUAAUAAAGUAUAUUACAAAUUAUUUGCCAUUGAAAAUAGUUGAUAAUUAAUUGUAAUGAAAAAUCAACCCACCGAAAUAUGUUAAACCUUUUUAAAAGUAUAGACUUAGCUUGUUGAUUUUUAUAUGUAUUGUCUUCAAUAUUGGUGGACAAAUUUUGUAUGUUUACAAUUAAAAAAUGAUAUGAACUCUAUUGAAAUUGUCUAGUGGCUGGCGACUGCACUGUUGAAAAUUAUGUGAUCAAUAUU